AUUUUCAUCCUGGUUGAAAAAUAUUUUACAGGUUGGCCUUUAUGUGUGUUGCCAUGACCCAUCUGUCUGCAAGGACAUGUCUAUUUCUGCAUGUGCAUAGCACCUAGAAAAUUAAAAACAAGCUAUAUCAAAACUAACACGAGAUUUAUAAGAGGGAGAUCAAGCACUAUAAACUGAAAGGUAAAUUCAGUUUUAAUAAAAAAUAAAAAAAUAGCUUUCCUUGGGUGCAUUUUCCCUUACGCUUUUAGGCACACUCAAACCUUUUUAUGGUUUGAGUGUUCAAUCGAAUUCAAAAAACAAAUUUUGCAGAAAUAUGGGGACAACUAAUAGGUUCCAGAGAUAUAGUUAUCUCAGAUUUUAUAUCCUGCAAGUUUUGACCCUUUUAAAUAAUCAUAUUUUUACCGUACUGGCAGUGCAAAAAGGAGCAGGUUUUAAGACACCUUCAAACUUUUAAGUCAGGUGGCACAAGCUGCCUCCCAAUAACAGGCACGCAGGCAUUUCCUCAUCCAUUCGUCAUUGUUGUUUCGAAAUGGCCAAAUUCUUGAUGUGUCUAGUGUGCGUCAUUCUCACAGCUUUCACAUUAGCUUGAUAUGCUUGGACGAUGUGUUCGCUUUGUUCAUUACUGUCAUUGUUCAUUCGUUUGGUUCCUAGCAUCUCAAGUGGUCCUGUGCGUUCCUCCGUGAUCUUGCGAGACUCCUCACGAACCUGACCUUGGCCAGCAAUUUCAAUGGAACCGGUUCAAUCCUCAAGUCGGGCAUCUCACGUGGUCCUGUGCAUCCCUCCGUGAUCUUAUGAGACUCCUAACGAACCUGACCUUGGACAGCAAUUUCAAUGGAACCGGUUCAGUCCUCAAGUCGUGGUGAGGGAGCUGCACUUUUGGGAGAGAUCAGCUGCCCACUAAAAGCCACCGAGGACAUCUGGUUCGAAUGCUGUUUCUGCACCUAUGUCACCAGAGAGCAUCGUGGGAUUGUGAGCCACCUGGUUGCUCAUGCUGAUGAACAGUUGAAGUUCCAGCGUCCCCCUGCAGCAUCUGGCUCCACAUUCCAGGUGCCAAGCAACACUCAAAAGCACAAGAGUGAAAAGUUGUUUAAGUGCAAGCUGUGUCCCCAAGCCUUUUCUCACAUUUCCAUGCUGACCAGGCAUUAUGGAACACACCCUCGUGAAAAACCUUAUAACUGCCAGCUGUGCCCCCAAGCCUUUGCUGACAACAGCAGUCUGUCGCAUCACAGUAAAACAAACAUAGUUGAAAAGCCAUUUAAGUGCAAGCUUUGCCCAAAAUCAUUUGCUCUGAAUUCAUCCCUGAGAAAGCAUAAGUUCUUAACACAUGCUGGUGAGAAGCCAUUUAAGUGCAAGCUUUGCUCAAAAGCCUAUGCUAGCAUUACUAAUCUCAGAAGGCAUAAUAUAACACACUCUCUUGAAAAGCCUUUUAAGUGCCAGCUGUGCCCCCAAGCCUUUGCUGAUGAUAGCAGUCUGUCUCAUCACAGUAAAACACACAUAGUUGAAACACCGUUUAAGUGCAAGCUUUGCCCAAAAUCAUUUGCGCUGAAUUCAUCUCUGAGAAAGCAUAACUUAACACACGCUGGUGAGAAGCCAUUUAAGUGCAAGCUUUGCCCAAAAGCCUUUGCUCGGAAUGCAUAUCUAAAAGCCCAUAAUCGAACACAACAUUGAUGAAAAGCCAUUUCGGUGCAAGCUGUGCCCCUGUGCCUUUGCCCACAAGAACUGUCUGCUCUGCCACAUCCGAACACACACAGGAUAAGCUGUUCAAGUGCAAGCUUUGCCCUCGAGGGUUUGCUCAUAAUUUCCGUUUGAUUGCCCAUAAUCACACACACACUGGUGAAAAGCCUUACAAGUGCAAGCAGUGCCCCCCAGCCUUUGCUCGCAGUUUCAGUCUGCUCCACCACAAUAAAAAUACGUGGUAAAAAAAAACAUAUAAGUGCAAGCUAUGGCCUCAAGCCUUCCUGGGACAAUUCAUCUGUCGAAUCAUUAUCGAACAAUCACUGGUGAAAAGCCAUUUAAGUGCAAGUUUACCCCAAAGAGUGCUGAUAAUUCCCUUUUGACCCUCUAUAAUCAAGGGCACACAGGAAUAAAACCUUGUAAAUGCAAGCUGUGUCUGCAUGCCUUUGCUAAGAAUUUUCUAUACUGACCAGGCGUAAUUGAACACAGAGGAGAAAAGCCCUUCCAGUGUAAGUUGCGAUUCCAGUCUUUAUUUGGGAAUCUCAUCUGAGAGACCGUAAUCAAAGACACAGGUAAAAAGGCAUUUCAGAUUCACCAGAAUCAAACACAGUGGCAAAAAACCUUGUAAAUGCAACUGUGCCCCCAAGCCUCUGUUCAGAAUAGAUAUCCGAGUGACUACAGUCAAACAAAGGAAGGUGAUAAGUCAUACAAGUGCAAACUCUUUUCCCAAACGUUUGUGCAGUUCCCAUUUGAGCCACCGUAAUUGAAUACAAGGUGAAAAACCUUUAAGUGCAAGUUUUGAUGCUGAGCCUUUGUACAGAAUUCACAUCUGAGAGGCCAUAAUCAAACACACACUAGUGGUGAAGAUGUUUACAAGUGCAAAGAAUGCGCCAGAAACUGCUUAGAAUAGGAGUCUCAUCCUCCAGAAUCGGAUGCACACGUGCGGAACGCCUAACGGUUAGCCCGUAAGUUAAACCUGCCAUACUUUGGAAUGUGUAUAAUUCUUUCACUUGUACAGAAUUGUAUGCCAUUUUAUUUGAAAUGUAUAUGUGUAGCGGGGCGGUUGCACCAUUGGCGUAACCGCCCCACUAAAUUUAGCAGGAAAUUGAAUUGAUGUCGAGGUCAUGUGAUGUCAAUCUUCCUGCAAAAGUUAGGGGGGAGAAAAUAAUGUCGCGUGACUUUUUGUCACGUCACCCAUGAACAAAUAUUUUUUCCGCUAGAUUUAGCAGGCAAAUUGAUGCCACGUGACCUCAACACCAACCUGAAUUGGUGUUGAGGUCACGUGGCCUCGAUUUUUCUACUAAAAUUAGCAGGAAAAUUGUGAGGGAGGGGAGGGUAUGGGAAGGAGGGCGAGCAGAGGUGGAGGAGGGGGCAUAUUUUCCCCUCCUCCUCCUCAAGAGCUGCACUCUACUUUUGCAUUACACAGAGUUGUGAACGUCUUUUAAUUUUUGGCAUUGCUCUUGAGCCUCGUGCAAACGCCACUACUUGUCAUCAUACUAAGGCAUUAGGGAGUAGAGAAUGAUUUCUUGCCAGCAGUGAUCAAGAGGCAGGUCUUCGUAAUGGUAAACAUUGUUUCACUUUUUUAGAGCAGCUAACUCUCUUUGUUUUGCGUAAUGAUGCACACUGGGCCAUGUUUUUGCUGUUACUCCGAGAUUAUUUGCACUUCUCUAAAUUGUCGGUCAAAGGUGCGGUCUAGCAUGUUUGUAAAAAUGUUUUCAUUGGUUUCUUUUUUUUUAUAUUUCUUUUUAUAUGUGUUGAAGAUGCGAGCGUGAAGAACGCAAGUGUAUGACCAGAACUUUUUGCUUUUGUAAGAAUUUGCAGUUUCAAUUUUGACCCUUGAUUUUUCAUCUCGCACAUUUUACUACUAAGCAAAUUUUUAAAAAAAUUUUAUUUUGAUAUUCUGUAUCAUGUUAAAACCUCAUUUUAGCGAUCAAAACAGGACAAAAAAAUAUGUAUAUGACACAGACAGGUGCCAACUUCCAGCUGAUUUAAUGAAACACUAAUCAUCGUCAAACUGUCGAUCCCAAUCACCUAAACGUAUACUGAUAGAUAACUUAUCCGUGUCGUAUGUGUGUCUUUUUUCGUCCUGUUUUUGUUUGCGGCUUUUAAACGAUAUGUACCAACUAGCCCAAACCAAAUUUUUAUUGCAUGUCAUUUUAGCAUUUAUCUUCAUGGAGGACUGAUUGCGAAUUGUGCACGUGCACCGCAGUGCUCUCUGCUGCUGAUUGGGACAUCGCUAGUUGAAUCCCCGCAAUGCCCGUCAGGUGGUGCUAUAAAUCGACUUUGUACAAGUUUUUGAUGCUGUGUAAUGCCCCUUCAAGACUGCGCUGGCAAAAGCUAUAUAGGAUUUGGAACUAAUUGUGUCCAUACUCAAUGUCUUUUUGUCUUUCCCUGCACUGGCAUCUGUGUAACGUAUUUAUAUGACACCUGCUUUGAGAUUAUCACUCUCUCAACUGCUUGGGUGGUUACACUAUUUUGUUGCUUUGAUAGUGUCCUUUGAAGUGUUGAUCAAUGCAUGCUUAUAUUUGCAUUGUGUAAUCCAUCUGUUAACAUAUCUUAAAUCAUUGCUGUCUAUUUUUUUUUUUUUACUCUUAUCUGGUUUGUUUUGAGCAAAAUCUACAGAUGAUAAUUAUGUAAACAGACUUCUGUUUUGUUGUUUCUCAUAAAUAAAGGUUUACACUUAGCUCUCUAGAAGGUU
Ixodes scapularis (black-legged tick) is the source of this 4372-nucleotide messenger RNA. RefSeq names its product zinc finger protein 791. The coding region runs from base 832 to 1668 and encodes 278 amino acids. The transcript is spliced from 3 exons. Gene Ontology annotation, molecular function: RNA polymerase II cis-regulatory region sequence-specific DNA binding; DNA-binding transcription activator activity, RNA polymerase II-specific. Gene Ontology annotation, cellular component: nucleus. NCBI's taxonomy places the organism in Eukaryota, Metazoa, Arthropoda, Arachnida, Ixodida, Ixodidae. Gene Ontology annotation, biological process: regulation of transcription by RNA polymerase II. The record is from RefSeq and is a predicted model, not a curated record.